CCCCAUUUUCAUCAUGGGUCGGAAUCUUCCUGCCCGGAACCAUUGCCUGUAGACACUGUAUUAGUCGUGAAUUUUAGCUAUAAGCACAGCGUUACCACGAGUGUGUAAACAAACAGGUGAGCUACAGUUAGCUCGUUAGUUUGUUGGACACGCUUCCCUCAUAAACUUGGAUGGUACACGGUACUUUUGGACUUAGGAUGGAGAUAUUUGGAAGCACGUUUGACGACUCGAUGUUCUCGGAGGCGAAAGACAGAGUCCCGGCGUGUCUGUCGUCUUAUAACGCCAAAGUGUGCGAACCAGAGUGGUUUUGCGAGAGCGCUGCUCUCGAUACAGAUGAUUCUUUGGAGAGGCAGAAAGUCUAUAAGUUCAGAGGCGACUUGGCUGUGAGACAAGGGAACUAUCAGAAAGCCUUGGAUGCAUACCACAACUGUCUGGAGUGGCUCGCUGACAACAACCUGACCAUCAGAAGAGAUGUGCUGGAGGGAAUGGCUCGAUGCUGCACCAAACUGGGACAGAGAGACAAGGCGCUGGACUUUGCUGAUUUACUGAGCAAAGAAGCCUCCAACACCUGUCACCUGACCAGCCUCCUGCUCCUUAAGGUCACCAUAUACCAGCAUUUUGGAAGCGUAAGAUCCAAGAUGUCGUCUCUGCAGCAGCUGUGUGGCCUGCUACCCUUCAACCCCUGGAACUGGUACAACCUGGGACAGAUGUGUCUGCAGCUGCUGGAGGGCAACAGGACCAUGGGACAGUGUUCAGCAGAGGUGCAGAGUAAUGGAGAGACUGAGGAACAACAGGACGAGGCCACAGAGCUUGACGAGGAUAGAAUCUGGCUGAAAGCUUGUACCUGUUUCAUCAGGACGAGACUCCUGUUGAGAAUCCUUCGGCAGCAGCAGUCCUCCUUUGUUCUGCAACGCAGUGAAAACGUCCUACAGAGCACAGAUGAGGUGUUGCAAAGGCUAAAUCCUAAAGAAACAACCCUGCAGACUCUCACCGAGGUGAUGUCAGAGGACCUGAUCCCAGAGAAGAUGAGGGAGGACUACCAAGACGGGGAGAGUCUGGCCAGUGUGCAUUUACAAAACUUUAGGGAGCGCUGGUGGAACAAGAUCUUACUGACUGGAGUGCUAGAGACUGAUGGCGGUCAUCAUCAGGCACAGACAGACACAAAGUCCUGAUACUCCAGUGAUGCCUGUUUACAGAGAAGUUGUCAGACAGGAAGAGACUGAAGAAGAUGCAGGAGAUGGCUCUGUCACAGCGUAGAGCCGUCAAAGAGGAACAACAGACUGGACGAACUGAAACAACACAUUGAUAUCACAAGUCCUCAUACGCGCAGGACAUGUACAGGUCAAAUUCUAACUUUCAAUGCUGACAAUCUCAAAUACAGUAUUUAAAGGUAAUGUAACCUUAAAAUGUAACAGAAUGAUUCAUGUACGCCUCUUCCAGCAAACAGACAAUUGCACAUCGAAUGUAAUCAGUAUAACCUACAUUAUCAAACAAACGAGACAUCAUUCUCAUGUUUCAUCCACUUCAUACUGUGAUUUAUGUUCUGCAUUAAGACAGGAAACAAAGUGAGACCAUUUUAAAGUCUUUUAAUGCUCUGCCUGAAAUGUAACAAAAAUGCCUUAACAUGUUAUAUAGAACAUAUCUUAAAAACAAAUGUAUUAAAAUAAAAUUGUGUUUUUUUUGGUGAAAUACUCUCAUUUCACUCAUAGGAGUGCAUUUCUAUUGUAUAAUCUAAAUGAGCCAGUCGUUAUCGUUAA
Molecule: messenger RNA, 1757 nt
Organism: Larimichthys crocea (large yellow croaker)
Lineage: Eukaryota; Metazoa; Chordata; Actinopteri; Sciaenidae
Gene: cxiiih8orf76
Product: chromosome XIII C8orf76 homolog
Exons: 8
Coding region: 171-1172 (333 amino acids)
Molecular function (GO): protein binding
Source: RefSeq, a predicted model, not a curated record